Molecule: messenger RNA, 1484 nt
Organism: Nothoprocta perdicaria
Lineage: Eukaryota; Metazoa; Chordata; Aves; Tinamiformes; Tinamidae
Gene: ACTG1
Product: actin gamma 1
Exons: 6
Coding region: 35-1162 (375 amino acids)
Source: RefSeq, a predicted model, not a curated record
CUCCUCGCUCUCCGUUGCGCACAGGUCGCCCAAGAUGGAAGAAGAAAUCGCCGCGCUCGUCAUCGACAACGGCUCCGGCAUGUGCAAAGCUGGCUUUGCAGGCGAUGACGCUCCCCGUGCCGUGUUCCCCUCCAUCGUGGGGCGCCCGAGGCACCAGGGUGUCAUGGUGGGCAUGGGGCAGAAGGACAGCUACGUGGGUGAUGAGGCCCAGAGCAAGAGAGGCAUUCUCACCCUGAAGUACCCCAUUGAGCACGGUAUUGUCACCAACUGGGAUGACAUGGAGAAAAUCUGGCAUCACACUUUCUACAAUGAGCUGCGUGUGGCUCCCGAGGAGCACCCUGUUCUGCUCACAGAGGCUCCUCUGAACCCCAAGGCCAACAGAGAGAAGAUGACACAGAUCAUGUUCGAGACCUUCAACACCCCGGCCAUGUACGUUGCCAUUCAGGCUGUGCUGUCCCUGUACGCCUCUGGUCGUACCACUGGUAUCGUUAUGGACUCUGGUGAUGGUGUCACCCACACUGUGCCCAUCUACGAGGGCUAUGCUCUGCCCCACGCCAUCCUGCGCCUGGACUUGGCUGGCCGUGACCUCACCGACUACCUCAUGAAGAUCCUGACAGAACGAGGCUACAGCUUCACCACGACAGCCGAGAGGGAGAUCGUCCGUGACAUCAAGGAGAAGCUGUGCUAUGUCGCCCUGGACUUCGAGCAGGAGAUGGCCACUGCUGCCUCCUCCUCCUCCCUGGAGAAGAGUUACGAGCUGCCCGAUGGCCAGGUGAUCACCAUCGGCAACGAGCGGUUCCGCUGUCCGGAGGCCCUUUUCCAGCCCUCCUUCCUGGGCAUGGAGUCUUGUGGCAUCCACGAGACCACUUUCAACUCCAUCAUGAAAUGUGACGUGGACAUCAGGAAGGACCUGUAUGCCAACACAGUAUUGUCUGGCGGUACCACAAUGUACCCUGGAAUUGCAGACAGGAUGCAGAAGGAAAUCACAGCUCUGGCACCUAGCACGAUGAAGAUCAAGAUCAUUGCCCCACCUGAGCGUAAAUACUCAGUCUGGAUCGGUGGCUCCAUCCUGGCGUCUCUAUCGACCUUCCAGCAGAUGUGGAUCAGCAAGCAGGAAUACGAUGAGUCCGGCCCAUCCAUUGUCCACCGUAAAUGCUUCUAAACGGACUGCUGGCGGGUGCCCGGCACCUGCUGCAUGGGUUGUUACACUAGUAUACGUUUGCCCAGGCAAAUCUAUACACCUCAUGCUAGCCUCAUAAAACUGGAAUAAGCCUUCUUUCAAAAGAAAACUUGCCCUUGGAAAGUCUGUAUCUGAUGUUAGACUAAUGUCAGCACUGGAUUGUUGAGCUGUCACUUGAUUUGACCCUGUAUUCAAGUUAACUGUUCCCUCCUCGGUGUCCACCCUAGCGCAGUACCCUGUACACAUCUGGCCCGGGCCUCGGGCAGGGGCCUCGCUGUGGGGACGUCCUUGCUGAGGUUAACUU